Juglans regia (Persian walnut) is the source of this 1887-nucleotide messenger RNA. Its product is annotated as protein SAR DEFICIENT 1-like. The record is from RefSeq and is a predicted model, not a curated record. Gene Ontology annotation, molecular function: sequence-specific DNA binding; DNA-binding transcription factor activity; calmodulin binding. Gene Ontology annotation, biological process: regulation of salicylic acid biosynthetic process. Bases 139 to 1605 code for a protein of 488 amino acids. The transcript is spliced from 7 exons. NCBI's taxonomy places the organism in Eukaryota, Viridiplantae, Streptophyta, Magnoliopsida, Fagales, Juglandaceae. Gene Ontology annotation, cellular component: nucleus.
GAUCAUUAUCCAAGUUGCAGGAUCCUCCAAACUUCUGCCUCGGCCAUCUAUCUCCUCGCUCGCUCUCUCUCUCUCUCUCUCUCUCUCUCUCUCUCUCUCUCUCUCUGUGAUUCCUUUUGGUGCUAAAUUCUUCAGAAAAUGGCAGCCAAACGCUUUUUUAAUGAAUCAGAAUCCAACCAAGAUCAGCCAGGCGAGAAACGGAGGAGACCCAGAUCUUUUGCUUCUGUCAUUGGAGAAGUGGUUAUGGUGAAUUCCAUUCAGAACAUCUUCUCAGGCUUGGAACCUUUGCUCAGAAGAGUGGUGAAGGAGGAGGUGGAGAAUAGUUUAAAGCGAUGUUCCCAUUCAUUGACUAGGUCUCCUUCCUUGCGAAUCCAAGCACUAGAACCCUCAAGCCUCCGAUUGAUUUUCAGGACCAAGCUUUCACUCCCAAUAUUCACUGGAAGUAAGAUUGCAGACAUUGACAAUAAUCCACUCCACGUUCUUCUUGUAGACAAGAGUGGUGAUCCAAUGCUUCCAAUACAUCUGCCUCACCCAAUCAAAAUAGAGAUUGUUGUUCUUGAUGGUGACUUCCUUGCUGGUCAAGAUUGUGGUACAGAAACUUGGACUAGCAAAGAUUAUGAUAACAAAAUUGUGAAGGAGAGAACCGGCAAGCGGCCACUUCUAGCCGGAGAGUUAGUCGUGACCAUGAGAGAUGGAGUCGCCCCGAUUGGAGAUAUAGAGUUCACUGACAAUUCUAGUUGGAUCCGGAGCCGAAAAUUCCGGCUCGGCGCAAAAGUGGCACCGGGAAGCUAUCAAGGUAUUAGGAUCUCCGAAGCCAUGACUGAAGCUUUUGUUGUCAAAGAUCACCGUGGAGAAUUGUACAAAAAGCAUCAUCCACCAGCACUGGGGGACGAAGUUUGGCGCCUCGAGAAGAUAGGGAAAGAAGGAGCUUUCCACAAGAAGCUGCAAAAUGCGAGAAUUAACACUGUGCAGGAGUUCUUGAAGUUGUAUGUUGUCGACUCUCAAAAGCUUAGAAAGAUUUUAGGUCCUGGAAUGUCUGAGAAAAUGUGGGAAGUAACCAUAAAGCAUGCAAGGACUUGUGUUUUGGGCAGCAAACGCUACCUUUUCCAGAGAAAUGAACAUGUCAUCAUCUUGAAUCCUAUAUGCCAAGUUGUUAGGGCUGUGAUAGAUGGGCAACUCUACCCUACAAGGGACCUCAACAACAUCAAUAGGAACUCCAUUCAGGAAUUGGCAAGGGCAGCAUAUGCAAAUUGGAGUUCCUUGCAAGAGGUCGAUGGAACUUUAAUGCAUGAGACUCCCUUACUCACACAAGGGGAGACAAUUGAUGAGCAAUAUUAUCCCAAUCAUCAUCAUCAGCUAUCGAUGGUGAAAUCAUUUCAUCAUCAGCAAGAUCAUCAUGAGGGGUAUAAUACAGUUGAUCAUAGAAGUAACAUUGAUGUGGUGUAUGGAGGUUUAGGGGAUGAACACAUCAGGUCAUCAUGUAGUGACUGGAUAAUUAGCAUGCCUAUCGAAAAUGGCAUGAUCAACUAUAGUACCAUCUCGGAUCAGUCGUCAUCGGACGGCGAGUUUAUCCCUUCAAAGCUGCCAUUCCUCCUCCAUGACUAGGGUUGAAGCUGGAAGAUGAUCAUCCAUGCAUGAUCAAUUUCUGGAGUAAUGAUCUUGUCUGAAGUACUUAAUUAAUUAGGUGUCUAGAAUUCAGACAAACUCCAGAGAUUUUUUUAUCAGAUUGAUCCAGAUGUAUGCAAAUGACAAAGUUCAAGAAAGAUCACCACCCAAUAAUGAGGUGUUAAGCUCUUAAUUUGGAUAGGAUCGAAGAUGUGAGUUUAGAUUUAAGGCGCGCAACUCCCAAAGUGCCUGCUUUGUAGAUCAGACGUUCUGUUUUACAAA